Colletotrichum truncatum is the source of this 1044-nucleotide messenger RNA. RefSeq names its product histone-like transcription factor and archaeal histone. Gene Ontology annotation, cellular component: nucleus; negative cofactor 2 complex. The record is from RefSeq and is a predicted model, not a curated record. Gene Ontology annotation, molecular function: RNA polymerase II general transcription initiation factor activity; core promoter sequence-specific DNA binding; protein heterodimerization activity. NCBI's taxonomy places the organism in Eukaryota, Fungi, Ascomycota, Sordariomycetes, Glomerellales, Glomerellaceae. Gene Ontology annotation, biological process: transcription by RNA polymerase II.
AUGGCGGAGGACACUCCCUACGCCCCUAAGUCGCCGGACCUCUCUUCUUUUUUUUCGGCAGCACCCGCCCCGCCUACGCCUCCACAGCACAAUCUGCAGCACAACCAGCAGCACCUGGACCUGAACAAGCUGCAAACUCCAGGACCUGUGCCGCCGGUAUAUGAAUACUCCUCCCCCUCGUCGCGCGCCUACCAACCUCACCAGUCGACUUCUACUCCUGUACACAUCAAACAGGAGCAGCCCCACUACCCACCCUCAGCGGCAAUCAAAUCCGAAUAUUCCUCUUAUCAGCCACCACUGCAAACCCACCACCACCACCAGCACCAUCACCAGCCGCAUCAGCAGUACCUUUCCCCCCAGUACCAUCAGCCGCCACCGCCGCAACUGCAGCAGCAGCAGCAGCAGCAGCACCUUUCUCCGCAACAACCCCCACUAAGUCCAUAUGGGCAUCAACCGGUUAAAUAUCAAGACCAAUCCAAUCAACAAUAUCUACCACAAACACCCCAGAGCCAACCGCAUUUCGAUAUAAAGCAAUACGCCGGCACACCUGCACUCUACGACAUUCCAUACAACCCCAACCCAGACGCCCAGCACCUGCCUCAAACACCAGGUUCAGUCACAAUGCCCCCCAGGAAGAACACACAGUCGGCUCCGUCGCCGCCCCCAAUUGACCCCUCCCCAGUCCGGACAAAGUUCCCCACUGCGAGGAUAAAGCGCAUUAUGCAGGCCGAUGAGGAAGUCGGCAAGGUGGCCCAGCAGACUCCCAUUGCCGUGGGUAAGGCUUUGGAGUUGUUCAUGAUCGCUGUUGUCAGCAAGAGCGCAGAGAUCGCGAAGGAGAAGAACUCUAAGCGAGUCACCGCACAGAUGCUCAAACAGGUCAUUGAGACGGAUGGACAAUACGACUUCUUGGCCGAUAUCGCUGCUAAGGUCGGCGACGAAGAGAAAAGAGGUGGCCGCUCCAAAGCUGACACGGAGAGCGACGAGGAGAUGGAAGUUGAGACAAAGAAGAAGGGCAAAGGUGGCCGCAAGAAGAAGGCCGCAUAA